This is a messenger RNA of Paramisgurnus dabryanus, 723 nucleotides long. RefSeq names its product cerebellin-1-like. Lineage: Eukaryota; Metazoa; Chordata; Actinopteri; Cypriniformes; Cobitidae. The record is from RefSeq and is a predicted model, not a curated record. Gene Ontology annotation, molecular function: protein binding.
GGAGCAUUUACAGGAGUCAUCUGUAGUCAUCUAGCAAGCAAGAUGUUGGUGGUGUUACAACUGUUAUUACUGCUCUGUGUUGGCAGCUCAGUUUCAGAAGAUUUAAUCACACCAACUGUGAACAUUAUUGCUGAGCUGGAGAAGCUGAAGAAGAUGGAGAAAACGAUUCAAACAUUACAAGACACAUUAGACAGCGUAUUUAUUAAUAAUGAAGCUUUGAAAAGUUUAGUACAAGAUUCAAAAAAUAAGCUUGAAUCUUUCCAGAAAGAGAAUGAAGCCCGAAAGAUUGCCUUUUCAGCCGGACUUCUAGCAUCUGGAUCAGGACAUACCGGGCCUGUUGAUCAUCGUUUAACUCUGGUCUACAAGAAAGUGUUUACUAACAUCGGAAAUGCCUAUGACUCAAAUACUGGUAUUUUUACAACACCAGUAAAAGGAGUCUAUUACUUCAGAUUUUAUGCUCAUUCACAUGGUGGAACCAAAAUGGCAGUGACUCUGUAUAAAAAUGAUGCACCUCAAUGCUCUGUGUUUUCUUGGAAACCUGUCACCAAUGGUAAUGCCAGCAAUGGAGUCAUUCUUACCCUGGAACCUGGUGAUCAAGUUUAUACCAAACUAUUGGAUAAAACUUGGGUUUUUGAUGAUCACAUGAGCUACACCAGCUUCAGCGGUUUUCUUAUUUUUCCUCUUGUAAAUAUGGAGCUUGUGUACUAGUGUGAAUUAUUCCUG